CCUGUCUGUCCAGGUUGAAUCAUUGAAAAACAUUUCAUUUGUCCCCUGGUGUUUGUGGGUACCAAAUAGAUUCUGCACGUGGAGAGCCUGAACCCAGCUCCGAUUUUAAAUUUUUUAACGCUAUAGUUAAAAAAGAAAAGAAAAUAAAAGGUGGGGUCCGUUUGUUUGCGCGCCUUCAGGCACAAGCGCGGGGCGGGGUGGUACCACUAUCUGUAAUUAUGUCGCUGAAAGCUCCUCCUCCGUUCAUUCUUAAUCCCUCUGGCUCUGUCCACUAAUACUGGGGCUGAAAUUUAUCCACAAGGAUCAAGCAGCCACCGUUAGCAAACGUUACCAGAGCUCCCUGCUGACUUUAUCCGCCACCGGGACAGUGGUUUUGACGCACUUCUGCAGCAGCUUGGUCCGACAGGCCGAGGCAAGUUUUCAGUAGAGCCCGGUGAUCAUCAUGGCCUCAGCCGAUGAAACAGAAGGUGGCCUGACUCCUGUGGACUUUAUACAGCUGCAGCAUUACAUGGAAGAAAGCAGUUUGAGAGUCAGAGAUGUGAUUAAGGAGUUUCAUCCAGGUGGUCGUUAUGCCAAGUACACUACUGGAGAGUGCCUCAGUGUAGAGGGCUUCUGUCUCUUCCUGAAAACCUACUUGGAAGUGGAGGACUUCCCUCCAAACUUCUGCCAAAAGCUAUUUCGUUAUUUUCAACAAGCGGAGAAAGACGGGUCUCCAAAAAGCUCCAUGCCCAAAGAAGGAGGGGUCUUUCUUCGUGACGUAUCCUGUUACUUCUCGGUUCUGGAGGAAGGACAGCCACGGGAAAAGCUUGAGUUUACAUUCAAACUUUAUGACAAAGAUGGAAAUGGACUUUUGGACAGUUCUGAAGUGGACCGUAUAAUUGCACAGAUGAUGCGAGCUGCUGAUUACCUGGGCUGGGACGUGACUGAACUGAGACCAGUUCUCAAAGACAUGAUGAGUGCAAUAGAUGUAGACGACAGUGGGACUGUUACUCUGGAGGAAUGGGUGAAGGGAGGCUUGAACAAUGUACCUUUGCUUGUACUGCUUGGACUGAGGAUGACCGAGAAGGAUGGCCAGCACAUCUGGAGGCUGAAGCAUUUCAACAAACCCACCUACUGCGGCGUGUGUGAGAACAUGCUGCUCGGCCUCGGCAAGCAAGGACUCUACUGCAACUAUUGUGCUUACACUGUCCACAACCAGUGCGCCAACAAAAAUCCUGAACCUUGUGCCCGGACCUUUGUCAAAAACAAACAGGAAAUUGGUAAAGCAACUCAUGACUGGAUCAAAGCUGACUGUAACUCUAGCAAGUGUCAGGUGUGCUUUAAGAAGAUCAAAACUUUAGCGGGGAAGCACUGCGUGUGGUGCCAGGAGACGCGACAUGAUGACUGUGUUGUGCCUGGGGUACCGAAAUGUGACUGUGGCCCACUGAAAGACCAUAUAUUGCCACCAUGGGCCAUCUAUCCUGUCUCAAAGGAGGAGGAUACCAACCUGCUGAAUGUCACUCCUGAUGGCCACAUCCUGCAGAUUGCUCCUAUUUUAGAUACUCAUCCUUUGCUGGUAUUUGUAAAUCCUAAAAGCGGAGGGAAGCAGGGUGAACGAGUUCUCAGGAAGUUUCAUCGCCUGCUGAACCCACGUCAGGUGUACAACUUAACCAAUGGAGGUCCCACUCGAGGGCUACACUUCUUUCGAAAUCUACGUCAGUUCAGGAUCUUGGUGUGUGGGGGAGAUGGCACAGUCGGGUGGCUCCUGGAUGCUAUUGACAAAGCGAACAUCUCAGUGCAUCCUCCAGUUGCUGUGCUGCCCCUUGGAACUGGAAAUGACAUGGCUCGCUGCCUGCGCUGGGGAGGAGGAUACGACGGGUCUGACUUGAGGGAAAUCCUGAAGGAGAUUGAAGGAAGUGAGAGGAUUCCUCUGGAUCGCUGGAGCAUCAGAGUGACUCCAACAAACCCCAAGGAUGUAGGAGACCCUGUCCCAUAUGAAAUCAUGAACAACUAUUUCUCCAUUGGAGUGGAUGCUUCCAUUGCUCAUCGUUUUCACUCCAUGAGAGAGAAACAUCCACAAAAGUUCAACAGUCGAAUGAAGAACAAACUUAUGUAUUUUGAGUUUGCUACUUCUGAGUCCAUCUCAGCCUCUUGCAAGAAUCUGAAGGGAUGUCUCAGUAUUACGUGCUGUGGAAAACCUCUCAACCUGGACAACAUCUCCUUAGAGGGUAUAGCCAUCCUCAACAUACCCAGCAUGCAUGGAGGCUCCAACGUCUGGGGUGAAUCAAAGAAAACUGAUGGUGCUCCAGAAGCUGUGCACAGUGAAGUCAUCACUGACCGAGAACUCCUCAAAACAGCCACACAAGAUAUAAGCGAUAAACGUUUCGAGGUGGUGGGGCUGGAAGGAGUCUUGGAGAUGGGUCAGAUCUACACCGGGCUGAAGAGCGCUGGGCACAGACUGGCACAGACCUCCGAAAUCACCAUCAGCACUACCAAAGCUCUGCCCAUGCAGAUUGAUGGGGAGCCCUGGAUGCAGCCUCCUUGUGAGAUCCGAAUAAUUCACCAGAACCAAGCCAAUAUGCUCAUGGCUGCACCGACCAAACCAUCUGGCUUCUUUCACCUCAAGUAACCACCAGAUCUUCCGCAUCUUCCAGUCUGCAGAGGGUCACAGCUGAGUAUUUAAAGUCUGACACUGAACAUAUGUAACUGUGUGUUUUAUCCUAUGUGUACUUCUCAUUCUGUCCCUGUCAUGGUUUUAACGUACCCGCUUGAACUACUUGAAAAAUAUUUAAACUUUGCUUGUCUCAAAUCCGAAUCGCUGCUUCUGUGUGCCAAUUUAAAUGUAAUGCAACCUGUGUCUGUAAAUGGAACCAGAAAUAUUCUCUACAUCAAUAAGGAAUAUGUGUUCACUAUGUCUAUUUUAUGUUGUGAAAAUGGUUUGUGGUAAAACAUGUUUGCAGUGGUGUAUUGUCAAGUUUCCUCUGUUCUUAAUGUAGCUUGUAGUGAAGCAGCUUUGUCUCGGCAGCUCACACGCUUCUUCAUCUCAACCAUAUGUCAUAAAAGUCGCCGUCAGUGUUUUUCCCUUUUUACAUAAGGAAAUUCAAUAAUUAUGCCAAUGUUUUACGAGGAAUAUGAGACUAACCUGUUUUCAAUGUCUCCAUUUUAUUUUUUAAAGAUUCCAGCUUAUUUAAAUGUUGCUUUAAAAAAAACUCUUGUCAAUGCCAUUCCUCAAUGUUUUAUUUAAGACAAACUAGAUGAGUUGUAUAAGCUUCAUGGAUGUAAACAUUAUUUAACAGUUGUGCUAAUAAGAUUGUGAUGCUCUUUUACAAAGGCAUUCAAUAUUUCUGGUAGUGAAUGUUUGCCAAAAUGUGAGGGAAUUAAGCCAAAAUAUGAUUAUUUUCUGAGUGUUGUAAAUUAUUUGUCAGCUAUCAUUGAAUAUCUGUCAUUUGUAUGUUCCUGGUGUUUAUUCUUCUAUUAAAUGAUGCUUGUGCAACAUUAAAUAAGAAAGAUGUACUAAAGUCA
Messenger RNA from Girardinichthys multiradiatus, 3501 nucleotides. RefSeq names its product diacylglycerol kinase, alpha b (gene dgkab). The transcript has 24 exons. Lineage: Eukaryota; Metazoa; Chordata; Actinopteri; Cyprinodontiformes; Goodeidae. The record is from RefSeq and is a predicted model, not a curated record. Gene Ontology annotation, cellular component: plasma membrane. Gene Ontology annotation, biological process: intracellular signal transduction; diacylglycerol metabolic process; lipid phosphorylation. Gene Ontology annotation, molecular function: ATP-dependent diacylglycerol kinase activity; calcium ion binding. Bases 443 to 2608 code for a protein of 721 amino acids.